This is a messenger RNA of Gopherus flavomarginatus (Mexican gopher tortoise), 1389 nucleotides long. It is a transcript of the gene ARR3, whose product is annotated as arrestin 3. The record is from RefSeq and is a predicted model, not a curated record. Gene Ontology annotation, biological process: signal transduction; G protein-coupled receptor internalization; visual perception. The coding region runs from base 1 to 1236 and encodes 411 amino acids. Gene Ontology annotation, molecular function: G protein-coupled receptor binding. Lineage: Eukaryota; Metazoa; Chordata; Testudines; Testudinidae. The transcript is spliced from 16 exons.
AUGUCAGACGGUUCCAAGGUUUUUAAGAAGACCAGUCCCAAUGGGAAGUUAUCCAUCUACUUGGGAAAGAGGGAUUUCGUGGACCAUGUAGAUUCUGUGGAACCUGUAGAUGGUGUUGUUGUGAUUGAUCCAGAGUAUCUGAAGGAUAGAAAAGUGUAUGUGACCCUGACUUGUGCAUUCCGCUAUGGCCGAGACGACCUGGAUGUCAUUGGCUUGACCUUCAGGAAGGACCUCUAUGUCCUGACCACUCAGAUUUAUCCUCCUGUGCCAGAACAGACACCAUCUUCCCUCACUCCUUUGCAGGAAAAGCUGCUGAAGAAGCUGGGCGAGCAUGCUUACCCCUUCACUUUUGAGAUGGCAACCAACUUGCCCUGUUCAGUCACUCUCCAGCCAGGACCGGAUGAUGUUGGAAAGGCUUGUGGUGUGGACUUUGAGGUCAAAGGAUUUUGUGCUGAAAAUCUGGAGGAGAAAAUUCACAAGAGGAAUUCAGUGCGACUGGUGAUCCGAAAAGUCCAGUUUGCCCCAGUAAAUACAGGCCCAGCACCAAAGUCAGAGACCACCAGGCAAUUCAUGAUGUCUGACAAGCCCCUACACCUCGAGGCCUUCUUGGAUAAGGAGAUCUAUUACCACGGAGACCCAAUCACUGUCAAUAUUAAUAUCAACAACACCACCAACAAGAUUGUGAAGAAAAUUAAAAUAUCAGUCGAGCAGAUUACGGAUGUGGUUCUCUAUUCGCUGGACAAAUAUAUGAAGAACGUGUGCACAGAAGAGAUAAUUGAGACUGUGGCUGCCAAUUCCACAUUCUCCAAAAGCUACACAGUGACUCCCAGCCUAUCGUCCAACCGUGAGAAGCGUGGCCUGGCACUUGAUGGCAAACUCAAGCAUGAGGACACCAACCUGGCCUCUACCACCAUGCUGAGACCUGGGAUGGACAAGGAGGUAUUGGGGAUCCUGGUAUCCUACAAAGUGAAGGUCAACCUGUUGGUAUCCAGAGGAGGCAUCCUGGGAGAUCUCACUUCAAGCGAUGUUGGUGUUGAGCUGCCUCUUAUUCUGAUGCACCCAAAGCCCACUGAUGGUAAGCCCCACAAACUUGUUCCCAAUUUUGAGACCUUAGCAUGCUGUCUUCUUCUCUCCAGUGAGGAGGACAUUGUGAUUGAGGAAUUUGCUCGCCAAAAACUCCAGGGAGAGAAAGAUGACGAAGAUGAGAAGGAGGAAGCUGACAAAGAUGAAAGCUAAUCUGCUGCCCUGCCCAGCCCAGCCAAAACAUGCGGUUGUGACCACUCUAGUGCACAUAGAUUUUUUAGAGCAGUCCCUGAUGUACCAAUCUUAUAUGUGUGGUGUGAUACAAUCAUCAUUUGUUAGCAACUGUAACUAUGUGAAUGCUGUCAA